Orussus abietinus is the source of this 1190-nucleotide messenger RNA. RefSeq lists its product as uncharacterized. Bases 130 to 909 code for a protein of 259 amino acids. Gene Ontology annotation, molecular function: sequence-specific DNA binding. NCBI's taxonomy places the organism in Eukaryota, Metazoa, Arthropoda, Insecta, Hymenoptera, Orussidae. The record is from RefSeq and is a predicted model, not a curated record. The transcript is spliced from 3 exons.
UAAUAAUAAAUGCCAUGUGCGAAAAUUGGCCUUAAAAUCAGCGGCAAACGAUUCAGGAGUUACAAUCAACAACGUAAAUGUCACAUGUGGAUCUCUUUAAGAUGAACUGGUCUCAAUUAAUAAAUAAUAAUGGUCCGAGCUUGUAGCGUAUUAGGAUGUAAAUCUGGAGGAAUCGUACCGUCUCAUCGGUUUCCCAGUGAUGAGAAAAGACUGUUACUUUGGAAGAAGUGUAUUAAAUUUUUUAAAGAAGAAGGCUUAAGCAGUGCACAUUUAAAGACUCGAGUUGUAUGCUAUAAACAUUUUAAGGACAGCGAUUAUGCUUCUCAGGAUUACAAGAAAAGAAGACUGAAACCAGAGGCACUUCCGUCAUUAAAUUUGCCAUAUGAAACAGAUGGUCCAGAGUGUAUCAGCGCUAACAACGAAAGUGAUAUUUCUCCUGAUAAUGAAAUUCAUAUAUUGAUGGGCGAUAAUUCAAGUGAAACGCACCAUGCUUCUCAGGAAACUUCUACACUUCAUGUCACUGCAAAUGAUGACUCUCCUGCAUCGAGGGACGUCAACAAUUGUGGCAAUGAAUUAACAGUACUUUCUCUACUUCCAACAUCGAAAUGCUUUAAUUCUCAUAUUUCGCUAAGGAAAGUAAAAUGUAAAAAUUCGGUACUAAGUUAUCAACAACUAACCAGAGCAGUCUGUACGCAUCGAAGAUACUUACAGGGGGUUUCAAAACAGAUGCUAUUAUUUAGGCGGAGGCUUAUAGAAGAAGGUUUUCGUAGAGGUAAAACAAUUGAGGCCUUACAACAAAAAUUAUCAUCAACUGAGAAGAGGUUUAUAGAAAUGCAAAUACGUGCAUCAAUUCACAAGUUAAAGGUUAUUAAGAAAUUAUAUUAUGAUAUUGCUAAAUGCUUAGCAUAAUUAGUUGAUAAUCGUUCUUUUUUAUAAUACACGCAUAGUAUCAAAGUGAUAUUACAUUUAUACUGAAUUGAAUUAAGUUCAAUAUUUAUGAUACUUAAUUGUAAAAGUGCCAUUUUGCAUGACCCAACCUGUUGCACUUCGUAUACUUCUUCGAUUGACACGUGUGGGUCAGUGUUUUUGAUCACCGCAACCUUAUAUUUUCUAAAAAUAAUCUUAAUUUGCGACCAUGGUCUUAUGUACACUGUUAACAUGAAAUAAAGCAAUGUUAGGUAUGGGGUGAA